ACGCUGAUGACGACGACGGCGACGACGACGAAGAAGAAGACGACGCCGGAAAACGCCAUUUUGUUGCAGAAUUGGACCAUUGAAGAAGGACCGAGAAGCAUUAAAAGGUGAGCCAAGAUGGGGAUCAGUUUUAGUCAUGUUUUAAGCAGAUUGUUUGGCAAGAAAGAAAUGAGAAUCCUCAUGGUAGGACUUGAUGCUGCUGGAAAGACUACCAUUCUGUACAAGCUCAAACUGGGAGAAAUUGUUACGACAAUCCCUACCAUUGGAUUCAAUGUUGAGACCGUAGACUACAAGAACAUCAGUUUUACAGUGUGGGAUGUGGGCGGUCAGGACAAGAUCAGACCCCUCUGGAGGCAUUAUUUCCAAAACACACAAGGCCUCAUCUUUGUAGUGGAUAGUAACGACAGGGAGAGAGUCGGGGAGGCAAAGGACGAGCUGAUGAGAAUGCUGGCUGAGGAUGAGCUGAGGGAUUGUGUGGUGCUUGUGUUUGCCAACAAACAGGACCUGCCCAAUGCCAUGAAUGCAGCAGAGAUCACCGACAAGCUGCAGCUGCAGUCUCUGCGCGGUCGUAGCUGGUAUAUCCAGGCCACGUGUGCCACUAGUGGAGACGGUCUCUAUGAGGGUCUGGAAUGGCUGUCAAACGAGCUAAAGAAUGUAAAAUGAUGCAUCACUUCACCUCCUCUGUGUCAUCUCUGUGACUGCAGAAUGUGGGGGGGACUACCCUGGUCCUGGUCUCAUUCUCUCUUAUUUUUCCUCUCUUUCAUCUGAAGUGGUGGACUGUUGGCCAGUGCCCUCCCCCUCCCCUCCCCUCCCCCCCCUCCCCUCCCCUCUGCAUCUGUUCACUGUACGAGUGUGUUUUGAUAAGUAUUUCUGUAUGGAUGAGUGUGUGAGUUGAGUGGGAGCAGCCCUGCUGUGCCUUGAACACAGUGAACUCUCAAACACCUCAUCCCUCCACUGUAAGACUAAAAACACAGGAGUCCUGUGUCCUUUGGAUUUACAUCUGAUAGUGACAUUAAGGUUAUAUUUAUAAACGUUUAUUCACCAUGAAAUCAAGUUUAAUACACCACAGUGUAGGCCCUGUGUAUGUUUGACACAAUAGAAUACCUGACCAGACCAGUUGACAUUUGUUAUUGAACUUAGAUUUAGUGAAUUUAAGUGUGACAGCAGCAGUCAUCUUUUGAUUCAUAAUUCUCUUCGUUCUUGAAUAAUAAGAAGACACAUUUAUUGAAUCAUUACUUUUUCUUUUUUUUUCCAAACUAAAUGGAAUCCCCUCUUUGAAAGUUAACCUCCUUACGGCCAUGACCCCCAGUAUUUAUUUUCAUGAGGCCUUUUGUUUUUCCGUUGUCUUAUUUUUACACCCAGGAUAUAAAAAGACCCGUCAUGACUGGCUUAAGCAAAGGCAAUACAUGUUUCACGUUUACAUCUAUGGAGUUGUUUAGGUUGUAGCUACUAUGUUCUUAAUACAUGUGUGUGCCCUCUGGGUGCUGUGUGGGAUUUCCAGUCUUUUGGAAGGGUGAGGCCUUUUAAGAGUUGCUCCCACUCUGUCUUUUUCUUUACCGAUGGUCUUACUUUCUGUCAUAUUUAGUUCUCUGGGUUAUUGUGUUUUCUUUUCAAUUAUGGUAUAUUUUUUUAAUUGUUACAUUCAAUGCACGUGUGACCUGUUCUACAUAUGCAUGACCGGAUGUGCAAGGUGUGCAGUCUUGACUUUUCUUUUGAUGAUGCUCUUGGGACCAAAUUGGUUAGAUUUAGAAAGGGCUUGUUGUGUUUGCUCAGUUUUGGAUUCACUUCCUCAAGUGUUUCCUAAGGAAAAAACUUUUUUUCUUUUUUAACAAAUAGUCUGCGCUGCAAUACAUGGUACAGUUCAAUUAAAAAGUGUUUGCUCUGGACUAUCGAUGCUGUAAAUGCUUCCUCAAUGCUUCAGGCUUAAUGGUGGUUUUCCUGCAUGUAGCCAGGGCUCUGCUCCUGGAAGUCGUCGAUGUUAAUUCCCUCUGAUGCCAUUUGCACAAUCUCAUAAACUAGCACAACACAGGCUUGUGUGAACACAGUGGGUUAUCCAUCAGCCCUCGCAAUGAACCCACAGACAAUAACGCUUCCCAUUGCUCUACACCAGCAGACACCAGUUAACCCAGUAACAGAAUAGUUUCCCACGCAUCCAAUAAUCCCACAGGCUCAAGCAAGUAAUAAACCAACAAACUGAGCUGCCCCCUUACUGAGUGAAGAUGAUUUCACGUCAUAAUAUCACACUGACCCUCCAAAUUAAAAUACCCCUUCUCUUUUCAACCUCCGGAUAUGUUGUUUUCCUCACAGACUGUUCUUUUGGACCUUUCUUGACUUCCUAAACAUCCAUAAAGUUCAUAGGAGAAGUGGCAUGAUCUGGUAUACAGCAAGAAAUACAAAUGUAUAUAUAAUAUUCUCUAAGAAAAUGUAUUUUAACUUGAAGUCAUACACAUACCCUUGUUCAGAUGUGAAGCUUUAAUUUUAGGGAUUGUUUUUGUUGAAAUUACAGGGUAUGUGCAUCUGUAUUUCUUAAUUACCUUUAUGCUUUUUUAAACUCGUAGUAACAUCUGAUAAAUGCACUAUAAUAAAGAGAUCUCUAUUGUA
This is a messenger RNA of Labrus bergylta (ballan wrasse), 2601 nucleotides long. RefSeq names its product ADP-ribosylation factor 2a (gene arf2a). Gene Ontology annotation, biological process: intracellular protein transport; vesicle-mediated transport. The record is from RefSeq and is a predicted model, not a curated record. Lineage: Eukaryota; Metazoa; Chordata; Actinopteri; Labriformes; Labridae. Gene Ontology annotation, molecular function: GTPase activity; GTP binding. Gene Ontology annotation, cellular component: plasma membrane; cytoplasm.